CUGCGCAGUCACAACUCAAGCAUCAGAAAAGUGCGUGUGCAAGCAGAAACCUUUUCCACUGACCACGAAAGCAGGAUGUGUCGCUAAGGAAAAGAAAGAAAAAUUGCAGUGCAGUCGGAGAAACUUAGAGCUUGGAGAACACGUCGUAAAGGCCUGUUCGAUACCUUAUUUUCAACACAAGGACAUCAAGGAACCGGACCAAAAUGACGUGCUUUAAGAUUUUCAGCUGUAGGCAUUUUGUCCUUAAAGUUUUCCUUGUGCAGUUUCUUGCUUCCCUGCAAACUUUUGCUGCGCCCUCACCCAUCAUAAAGUUCCCAGGCGAUGAAACUUCUCACACAGACAAAGAAGUGGCCCUGCACUACUUAAAUAAGUUCUAUGGCUGCCCAAAAGACAGGUGUAACCUGAUGGUGCUAAAGGACACACUGAAGAAGAUGCAGAAGUUUUUUGCUUUACCGGAGACAGGGGAGAUUGAUCAGAAGACCGUAGAGAUCAUGAAGAAACCACGUUGUGGAGUUCCUGAUGUGGCCAAUUACAAUUUCUUUCACAGGAAGCCCAAGUGGGGACAGAAAAACAUUACAUACAGGAUCUUAGGGCACACCCCGGAUCUGGAUGAAGAAACAAUUGAUGAUGCGUUCUAUCGUGCAUUUAAAGUCUGGAGUGAUGUCACACCUCUGAACUUCACCAGGAUCAUGGAUGGAGAAGCUGACAUCAUGAUUAAUUUUGGCCGAAAUGAACAUGGUGAUGGUUACCCAUUUGAUGGAAAGGAUGGUCUGCUGGCUCAUGCCUUUGCCCCUGGACCUGGUAUUGGAGGAGAUUCUCACUUUGAUGAUGAUGAGCUGUGGACAUUGGGAGAAGGGCAAGUGGUAAAGGUGAAGUAUGGUAAUGCUGAGGGGGAGUUUUGUAAGUUUCCAUUCUUGUUCAUGGGUAAAGAGUACACCAGCUGCACCACUCAGGGUCGAGAUGAUGGGUUCCUUUGGUGCUCUACCACAUACAACUUUGAUGAAGAUGGAAAGUAUGGCUUCUGUCCUCAUGAGCUCCUGUUCACAUUGGGUGGAAAUGCUGAUGGAGCACCUUGUAAGUUCCCCUUCACUUUCCAGGGAGAUAAAUAUGAUAGUUGCACCACCUCAGGAAGGGAUGAUGGGUACCGUUGGUGUGCCACCACUGAAGAUUAUGACCGUGACAAGACUUAUGGAUUCUGUCCUGAGACAGCAAUGUCAACGGUUGGAGGAAAUUCAGAUGGUGCACCCUGUGUCUUCCCCUUUAAAUUUCUUGGCAACACGUAUGACUCCUGCACCAUAUCGGGACGCAGUGAUGGAAAGAUGUGGUGCGCCGUCACCAAAAGCUUUGAUGACGACCGCAAGUGGGGUUUCUGUCCUGACCAAGGCUACAGUCUAUUCCUGGUGGCGGCCCAUGAGUUUGGUCAUGCCCUGGGUUUAGAGCACUCUGAGGACCCUGGAGCUCUUAUGGCUCCUAUCUACACAUUCACCAAAACAUUAAGGUUGUCUGAUGAUGACAUUAAAGGCAUCCAGGAGCUGUAUGGUGUGGCAACAGACAAACCAUUACCCCCUAAUGUCCCACCGGUCACGCCAAUGGAUGUAUGUAAUGAGAACAUUAUAUUUGAUGCUGUAGCCCAGAUCAGAGGAGAGAUCUUCUUCUUUAAAGACAGGUUCCUUUUCAGAUCUGCUGAUGUCAGAAGGAAGCCUACAGGCCCUAUGCUGGUGGCUACUUUCUGGAGUGAACUUCCGGAGAAGAUUGAUGCAGCUUACGAGAAUCCUCUUGAGGAGAAGACGGUCUUCUUUGCAGAUGAUGAGAUGUGGGUAUAUUCUGCCAGUACUCUGGAGAGAGACUAUCCCAAGAAGAUCUCCAGCAUGGGUCUUCCUUCAGAUUUGCAUAGAAUUGAUGCUGCCUACUCGUUCCACAAGAGCAAGAAGACUUACUUAUUUGCUGGCAACAAGUUCUGGAGAUACAAUGAAGCCAAGAAAAAGAUGGAUCCAGGCUUCCCUAAACUUAUUGCGGAUUCUUGGAGUGCUGUUCCAGAUGACAUAGAUGCCGCCCUCAGCCUUACUAGUGAUGGUCACAGCUACUUCUUCAAAGACUCCCACUAUCUCAAAAUGGAUGACAGCACUCUGAAAAUUGUCAAAGUUGGGGAGGUCAAAAAGGACUGGCUACACUGCUGAACAUCAGCAGAACACUCAGCCCCUGGCACUCUGUGAUGACCUUCAUCACUAGAUAAAAACAAGGCCAGUGUUAAUGUGCCAAAUGACAGCACUCAAAUUUUACCAUUCUGCCCCUCUUGGUUAGUCAGAGCCUCUUAGAUUAUAACCCAUCCUUAGCUAACCAGAGAGGCCUGGAAAGCCUCACUGCCAGGACCAUUUCUGCAUGCCAGACAUACAGUAGGCAAACAAGACCAUAAUAUUUGCUGUUUUGUCAUAACGUGUGAUAUUUCUUGUUUUUAAUUAUGAAAGGGUUUAGUGCAGCUCCUACCCCUUAAUAUAACCUACAUGUAUAUCAUCAGUUUUAAAAGGACUUCUGACAUUUCCCAUUUACAUGUAAAUGUGGUAAUGGUGUCAGUGAGAUGUAUCUCCUUUUUUAAAAAAUUGCACAGAAUAAAUCCAUCCAGGCAGUAUGUAAAAAGCACAAUUGUAAUAUUUUGCUAGUACUGAUAUGCAAAGAUUAAGGACUUAAUUCUUGUUUUAUUUUGUAGUAAAUACUAUCCAAUAAAAAUUCCUGCAUUUAAUAAGAGAACACAUUUUAAACAUGAUAAUUGUGUACAAACACAGAGACCAAACAACUGUCAAAGCAUAUCAUUUUUAGUCUUGUUUCUUUCGUCUUGUGGUACAGAGAGAUUCACGGCACGGGUUGCCUGAAGACUGUAUAGGGUUUGUUGCAUGAUGGACUCAUGUCAAGCAAGUAUCAAGAGAAUACUGAUUAAUAAUCAUUUGUACUCUUUAAUUUUUUUUUUUUUUUUUUUGUAGUUUUUGAAUUGACAUAUACAAUGUUUAUAUUUGUAAUGUUUUACUUUUAUUAUUUUCAAUAUGCUUUGUGCACUUUGUCACUGUCUCAAAAUAAAUAUUAAUUAUUCUUUAAA
This is a messenger RNA of Megalobrama amblycephala (Wuchang bream), 3088 nucleotides long. It is a transcript of the gene mmp2, whose product is annotated as matrix metallopeptidase 2. Gene Ontology annotation, biological process: collagen catabolic process; proteolysis; tissue remodeling. The transcript is spliced from 13 exons. Lineage: Eukaryota; Metazoa; Chordata; Actinopteri; Cypriniformes; Xenocyprididae. Gene Ontology annotation, cellular component: extracellular matrix. Gene Ontology annotation, molecular function: zinc ion binding; metalloendopeptidase activity. Bases 204 to 2177 code for a protein of 657 amino acids. The record is from RefSeq and is a predicted model, not a curated record.